Porites evermanni is the source of this 13855-nucleotide messenger RNA. Lineage: Eukaryota; Metazoa; Cnidaria; Anthozoa; Scleractinia; Poritidae. The record is from the annotation of a GenBank genome assembly.
GGGGAAGGAGGGGGUGGAAACUAGUUCCCUUGUUGGGGGUCUGGGUUCCAGAAAAAUAUGUGGCUGACAGGCUGGCAGUCACAGGUUAAGUCACAGGUAGGGAAGUAAUCGUUGGAGAUGGAGGAAGAAAAAGGUCAAAAGAGACCCUUAGAAGAAGACGAAAGCUGUUUGCUUUCAUUAGCUGAUGAACUGAUUGAUAUGGUGUUGUCUUAUCCUGUUAUUGAUCACCAAGAUUUGUGUCGCUGUGCCCAAGUUUGUAGAAGGUUGCAUCGAAUUGCAAUGGGAAAUGAAGUGUGGAAAAAGAAAUCACUUUUGAGGUAAAGGACAUAUUUCGACCCUAUCUGCCUUGAAAAUUUGGUAAUUUCCGGUUAAAUCUAGAUUUUGUGUGUGUUUUUUAGCCUAUUCCUUUCUUACGACCCAAACAGAGAGACAAUCUAAACGUAUGUUAAUAAUCCAAAGUGUGACUGAUCAUGGGUGUUUAUUUUCUUGUAAGCUUGCAAAAUGGGGUAUAUCCACUUCAUACCUUACCCCCACCAUCUCCUGUUGAUGAGAUGAGGGGUAGUUGUAUCAACAGUACUCUAUCUCUUGAAUAUUUCCAAUAAAAUUUGUUUUUCCCAGUGGGAAAAGUAAAAGUAGAUGACAGACGUUGGAACGUUUUGACAAUUUGGGUAGAAGUUUGAGGGUAGGUGUGUGUGUUUACCUUUUGAGAAAAAACUAUAUCUGAUUCCAAGCGAAGCAAGGCGUUAAGCGCCUUGCGAAAGCAAAUUUAUAAUUUUGUUGCACGCGAAGCACGUGGAACGCGCGAGGAUCGUAAGCACUUAGUGCAAUUUGGCUUUGGUCAUAAAUCUUCCUAUCGGUUUGGUAUCCGCAGUUCCCUAGCAAUGGCGUCCCAAUUGACAUCAGCAGUGUGACGUCAUCGUAAGUAGAGUGUGAUUUGGCUUUGUUCAUAAAUCUUUCUAUCAGUUUGGUAUCCGCAGUCGCCUAGCAACAAAGUCACGAAGAGUCCCAAUUGGUGUCACCAGGGUUUCCAGGCAACAGUUCCACGGGUUAGAACUGGUUCGAUGACAAACACCGUGAUUAUGGUCAGUGAAAAAAUGUUUGCAAUUGGUGAAAUAUCACGACCACCCAAGCUAUAAACAAAAGAGAAGAGCAAAUGCAAUAAUAAUAAUAGAUCCAAGUCUGCAAAGUUUCAGCAAAAACAUCGCCCUUGAAUAAACACAGCAAUGAAAAUGCUAAAAAUUUAAGACAGUACUCCCUAUGAUGGCCUAUACGGGGAGGCUCUGCUAGGCUUAAGGUAUAUGAAAGGGUAGGGAUUUCACUAGUUGAAGUAUAUAGAAGGGUAGGGAAAUCUGUCAUUUGGGUCUGUGAAAGAGCCCAAAAAUACUAAGAAUUGAAUUUUAUGGCUUUAUAAAGUCGAGAAAAGGUUCUAUUUUUGUGAUUGAUUCCUAUUUAAAAGACAGUGCAUUUACAGCAGUUAAAAGGGAUGCAAAGUUCUAAACAGAUUAUGUGAAGGGGGUACCAUUUGUUAAUAGAAGGUAUACAAAAGGGGUACCUUUUUCGUUAAAAAUGGGUGAGGGGUUGGAUCUUGUGGUGGAGCCUCUCAGUAUAAACAUUUGUUGAGUACCCCUUCCCCUGGGGAUCCCUCACUAUGAUUAACUUUUAUUCAUAAAUUGAACACAUUGAUUCUCAAUUUUCUCUUCUUGGGGUAUAUAACAAAUCACUUUAUGACUGGUUCCUCUGGAACUAGUUAAAUUUUUUCACCGGGACUAAUGUUAGAGAUUCAUUUACUUCUAAACUACUUCAGUGAUAUUCAUAGUAAUCAAAUUAUGUGUCUUGAAGACAAAGUGUAUCUUAUUAAGAAUCAAACUAAUGUAUUUCUUUUUAUCUCCACAUUGUGUAACUUUCAGAUGGAAUUUUUGGAAGAAUGUGCCAGGUGAAAAUUGGUCAACAACAUACAGAGACAGAUUUCUUAUGGAGCAAAAAAUUCACCAUACUUUGCAGACUAUAUCUAGAAAGUAUUAUACUAAAGUAGAUGUCUACAAGAAAGACCUUAAAAGAUUUGUGGACUUAGCAAAGGAGAGUCCUUGGCAGUCUUGUCAUAUCGGUGAUUCCUUGCAUGAACUGUUACAAGGAGAUGUCUGGUAAGAAAUAAGUGUACAGUUGAACCUCCGCUAACAGCAACCUCUCUACAAUGGCCACUUUUUUUCGUCCUGGCAGACAAGAAAUCCAUACUUAAUGAUUCUUGUUUAAAUCCUCUCUACAACGGCCACCUCUUGACAAUGGCCACUUUCUUCUGUCCCCAAGGUGGCCAUUGAAGAGAGGUUCAACUGUAUAACUGAAACUUGUCAGUCUUGUCUUUGGGUUUCCAACAUUAAAUCAAUAAUGUCCCAACAAUGAUCAGUAUCAAAUCUGUUUGCAUUCAAAGGGCCACAGUUAAGUUAUUAGAGACGGGUCUUUAGAAGGAAGUUAGUAUGUGAUUACCCCAAGGGAAUGCAUUAUUUAAUAUUAAAAUAUUGUCCCACUAACCCAGUGACAAAUGUAUGGUGUAAAGAGAGGAGGAUUUACUAAUAAGUGUUUGUUUCAAUAAAGCAGACUAACAAAGUGAUUGUAAACAAGCAUGAUUUAUUCUCUUUACAGAGACAGACUCGGGAAUUUUUCUUGGGGGUUCCAAACUUGUGUGCUGUUGAAACCAUAUUCUAACCAUCCAAUACCUGCCAACUUUUUCUGACUCAAAUGCAUGAGAUUUUCGUCCUGUAAUGAUGUAGUUUCCAAAAAUUGCCUAGUGACUUCCUAAGAUUUUCUGAUGACUUCCAAACAUUGCUGAAAAUGUCUGCAGAUAUUCUAACCACCUUUGAGUGCUUUCAAAGAUAUUUCAAAGGAAAGGCCACAAGUUUAGCAUGUUGUGAUACAGUUAGGAGAUAAAGUCAUCAUUAAGGACCUAUUUGGAAUAUUUUCCGGGGAAAUUGAAAGUAAUUUUCAUUUAAAUCAUGUGUUAAAGUAAAAAAAAAAAAAAUCAUGUCCAGAUUUGUGAGUCAGGCAUGAGAAAUUGUCCUUGAUGCGAGAGAUCAAUGUAGUCUGUAGGUGUGAGACUCAGGUAUAAUUAUGUGUGAGGGUGGCAGGCGUACCAUCCCCUUAAGUUAACACUUAACAGUAAUGAGAAAAAUAUUUUGAUAUUUUUUUAUAACCCUUUCUCAGGUUAGAGCUGGGGCAAACCUCUAGGUCACUCAGAAUAUCAAGAAGGAUCCGCAAAUGCAAUAAUAAUUUGCUUCUCAUCAGUGGCACACAUAGUUUCCGAUCAGUAAAUAUUAAUUAUUUUUGUCUGCAGCAAAGUAAAUUUGACCUACAGAUAUUAUGCAAGGAAAGUGAACUCCUAUCUCAAAAUUGACCAACUUAAGGAUGAAUGGGAACAAUUUCUAGCAUUACCUGAUGAACAACAACCACUGGAAAAAGGUAAAAAUACAAAGAGUGGUAACAAUCUACUUGAUUGUUAUAACCUUUUAAAGCUGUAACAGUCAAUAAAGGAGUUAUGAAAUGUAGUUAUUAAUUAAGUUAGGUUUUGUGGAUGGACUACCGGGGCACAAACAAUCAAAUUAAACCUCUCCAGCAUCAGUUUUACACAAAUUUUGUGUUUUCACAAGUUGUGAAUUAAAUAAUUUUGGAAAUUCUGACUUUUGGCUUUUAAGGGAAUGAGGUGAUUAUAACUGUAUUGAAUUGAGAAUGAAAAAGUUUUCCAGCCACGCUGCAACAAACUACUGUGCAAAAAUCACUGAAUGACAAAAAAAUAAUUUUGAUUAAUUGUUUCAUUUGCUCCGUUAGCUACACCAUUUUUCUAAAAGAAAAUUGGAAAAUAAUGGAGCUGUCAAAUAUAUAUUUUAUUAAUUUAAAGAAAAGUAGCUUUUUCAGUCUGUCCAAGCACAAAAGUAUGGUGCCAGACAGAGGGUCAAUUGUCACUGUGGUAUCUAUUCACUUCAUUCCAUCGUCAGAUUGUUCCAAGCCAGAUUAUGGUACUCAAUAGUCAGAUUGUCACAGAAUAUGGUCAGAACUUUUCACAAGUCUUUAGGCCACAAGCAGAAACAAGGGCAUUUCUUGUGUGUAUUCUUUAGAAGCCAAAAAAGGGCACUUCACCUUGAGUUUUACACGGAAACUGUGGAGCAAUCUAACUAUAAAGUGGAACGAUCUGGCUUGGAAUGAUCUGACUAUGGGACGAAACAACAGUAAACCAUCAAUGCUACUGAACUGUCCUGACAGCAGAGAGAAAGCCCCACCCUCCUCCAUUUCAGCAGCACUGACAGGUUGAUGAACCUACAAUAAUAUUUUAAUAUUUUUUAAAUCUGUAAAAGGUUUGAACCCAUGAGUCAUAAUUUUCAUGAGUGUGGUCCUGAAUAGGACUGUUGUUGACAGUGACUGACAUUUUGACAAUCUGCGCAGUAGUCAUCUUCAGAGUCAAAGUGAGUUGUAUCAUGUCAGUUGAUGGUAUUAUUAGACUUAUUACAUCAUGACUUAAUUAACCAAUCACAUCAAUAACCAGGGUUAAUACCAUCACUUGACCUGAUACAACUCACUUUGACUCUCAAGAUGAUUACCGCACAGGUUGUUGAAACAUCAGUCACUGUCAACAGCAGUCCCAUUCAUGACUACUCUCACUGGGAAGAUCAUGUUCCAGCUAAACUUUCUUAGCAGCUCUUCUCUUUGUUAUAGGUGCCAUGUUAAUUGCAAGAUGGAUACUUGAUGAGGAGGAAAUUGAUGAAAACAGCACUUUUGCUGAACUUGACGAGAUAGCAAAGAUGGUGCAGGAUAGUCUUGGGGGAAAUCUUACCAGGGGAGAGACUGUUUUGACAACCGCUCCAGAAGAAAGGAUGUCUAUAAGCACUGAAGAGUCAGCUCCAGCAGUUACACACCCUGCUGCAUGUUUGAGAAUAAUAGACUGUCUUAAGCAAGUAUUAUACCAACAGCUGCAGUUUAAAGGAAAUGUUAACGAUUACUAUAAAAAGGAAAACUCAAUGCUACAUCAGGUAUAUAUGGUCUUACGUUUUAAAUGAAUUUUUGACUCCCAGUCUAGUCAAAAUCAGCCGGCAGCCAACAUUUUGGCCACUUCCAGGGAAAUAUUUGCCACCUUCUCAUCACUGAAAAAAUACUCACAUUUUGGCCUUUGCCACCUGCUACUCUUGGUAUGGAGCAUUUUCACUUAUGUGGGCAGCAUCUAUGCAGUAAAAGAAAACGUUCAAAUAAGAAUAUAGUGCAUGCAACCCCCUUGGGACUGUUUUGCAAACUAACAUGGCAGGUAUUUCAUUGUUUUAAUUGGGACAUCAUUAUGGCUGCCGUGAUGUCAUGUGAAAACACUCCAUCCUGCUUGCUGUUGUAAAACGUUUUGCCUGGGUUGUGUCUUUGUAAUGGAACAACUCUCUGUAUAACAAAAAACAUGCAGCUCUACCCAAUUCCAAUAAUUGGUUGCUUUUGUGUAAUUCAGGUUUUGUCUUAGUAGGUUAAGAUGGACAGCGAAAUAAAACCAGCCUUUCUCUAGGAAAAAAGGUGGUCCUUUGAAUAUAGCUGUCUCUCCAGAAAGGCCUCUUGCAGUGAGUAAUUAGAGGCGGCUGUACUUGCAGGUUACAUAUAUCCCCAAUGUUAAAUUAUUUUCCUGUAUAUUAUCAACCACAUACUCUCAUUAUUAUCCUUAAUCAUUAUUUUGUGAUGAUUAAGCUUCCAUCAGCUCCCUUUAUCAGUAUUCCAUUUAGUGUGAUAACAAAUUUCUCAACAUUUAGUUAACAUAAUUUUUCCAUUUAUCAAGGUGUUAAAGAAUCGCACAGGCAACCCAAUCACGCUGUCAGUCCUAUUUGCUGGAGUAGCGAGACGACUUGGAGUUAAAUUAGAGCCUGUGAGUUUUGAAAAGUUUUCAGUAGCAGUAACUUUGUUUGCAUUUUUACUUGAGUAAGUAGCACCCUCAAAUGCUGUUAUAAUUAUUCAUCUAUAGAAAGAGGUUGAACUCUUAUGGCAAUUAUUGCCACAGCUGUAUCCUGUUUCUAAGUUUCCUGAAUAUCAAGCAAAUAAAUGAGCAUAAAUGCAAACUGACUUAAAUAAAUACUUCACAAGUUUUCAGAAAAAUUGUUCAAUAUGUCCUUCAAUAACUCAAUAUAAAGAGAAUACCCUCCAUUGCAACACUGCUAAUCAACAGUUCUUCUUCUCCUUCUUAUUUUUAAAUUGUAGGUAAAUUUUCCCAGCCACUUUUUGCUACGAUGGAGAACAAACUUGGACCCAGAGUAUGUGACAUGAACGUUUACAGUAUCACUUAAUCCCAUAUCAGAGUCAUUUCCUUGAAUAAUAAUUUUAAAACUGCCACUGGAACUGCUUAGAACUUCUCUUGGCUUGGGAGAUUUGAUAGGUGAUGAAUUAACAUUUAUGCCUUAUAGGUGUCAUUUAAUAAGCAGCUAGAGGUGAUUUGUUAAAGUUUAAAACACAAGGUACAGCAGAGUGUCUUAGAGAUGAUAAAACACAAGCUGUUAGUUUAGUGAAUGAUCUAAAUUUUUUCUCUUUAUCUGUCCAUUCCUCCAGUCAUUCUUCCAAUACUCUUUGGACUGUUGAGAAAAUUGGGCUAAACCUUAGAUGUAUUUUAUCACAUUUGAAAAAAUGAAACUUCUUCAGGAAUUAUUAAUGUACUAUUUUUUUUUACAGUUAUGUUUAGGGUCUAACUCUUUGUAGCUUUUAUUGUCUUGGGUAUAUGAGCUGGCACGACAAUGAACCUUCCAUCCAGUGAUAAUAAAUCAUUAACAUAAAAUUCUUAUUUAGGGACCGACCAUUAGAAAACUUAUGGGGGGGGGGGGGCAGUGAAAAACCCAACAAAAAAUUGAUGCAAGGAAAAAUAUAUGAAAAAAAACUAAAUCAAGCCUAUUAAAACAACCAAAAAUUUAACGCUAUGCCAAAAAAAAAAUUAAGAACAGAAUAUUAUAUUUUGUUUUAAGUUUUUUUUUUAGGUUUAACUUUGUUUAUAUUUUUGUUGUUUGGGGAUAUAAAGGAGCAAGAAAAAAAACCUUCCAACCAGUAAAAAAAAAAAAAUAACAAAAAAAUUUUAAUUAAGGACGGACCAAUAAAAAAAGUAUGGGGGGGGGGGGGUGGCGAAGUACCAAAAAAAAAUUCGCGCGAGGUAAAAUUAAAUGAAAAAAAACUCAUGCACGCCAAUUAAUCCUGAAAAAUAUUCACGCUAUGGCCUAAAAAAAAUUCAUGCAAGAAAUUUGAUAACGAAAAAAAUUCCUGCGGUUCGAAAAUUCCCCUCCCCCCCAUAACUUUUCUAAUGGUCCGUCCCUUAGAUAACUUCAUUGGGUAAUGCACAAAAAUGAAAUAAGUUUGGAAUUUUUGAUGAAAUAUCUUCAUUGACUUUUCACUUCUGGGAGUGAAAUAGCCUGUGUAGACUCGCCCCUUCCUUCCUCCCCUGUACACAGGGUAGGAGUGAAAGAGUUGAUAACAGUUUCUUUUUUUUGAAAGGGCAGAUCAGUCCACGGCGUAUAAGUACAUAGACUGCUUUAAUGGAGGAAGACUUCUCUCAGAAGGACAGUGUAUUGACUUGAUUUUACCACCCUCUCUGGAUAAUUCCUCCUUACGAAAAAGCGCUUUUAUCAAAGCCACGCCCAAACAGGUAAUAAACACAUUAACAAUAGAAAUUUUAACUCAACUCCUUCUCCAGUGUUUGAGGCUAAAAACUGUUCCUUGUCGUAGCAGUUGAAAGUAACGGACAAGAUUAUAACAGCAACCAAUUUGAAAAAAGCUGUGGUUACACGCAAAAGAAGAUCCCGCUGUAGCCAUAAGACAGUCAAACCUGGCGACAGUGCUUGCUCUAACAGAAGGAUAUCGUACCAAUCAAACAUACAGUAGCUGCACUGUGAGAGUUUCUUCUGUCACAGUUAAACACAUGACAAGGCGUGCUAUAACGGUGUCUAACGCAACAAUCAAACACUACAUAACAGAGUGCCUUUAUAACAGUAGAUAAGGUAUCAUUCAGGCACAGACCAGAGCGCGCUAUAAGACUGUCUAACGUAACAAUCAAACAUCAAACAGAGAGCGCUGCACAAGUGUCUAACCUAACAAUCAAACAUCGAACAGAAGGCGCUGUAAGAGUGUCUAAGGUAACAAUCAAACAUCGAACAGAGCGCGCUAUAAGAUUGUCUAACGUAACAGUCAAACAUCGAACAGAGCGCGCUAUAAGAUUAUCUUACGUAACAGUUUAACAUAGAACAGAGCGCGCUGUAAGAGUAUCUAACAUCGAACAGAGCGCGCUGUGAAAGUGUCUAACAUCGAACAGAGCGCGCUGUGAAAGUGUCUAACGUAACAGUAAAAUAUCGAACAGAGCGGACUAUAAGUGAGUGUCUACCAUAACAAUAGCCUGAGUAGCAGGCGUUCGAAAGGGAAGGGGAAGCGGAAUUAAGGCGCGAGGGAGGAGGGAGGAGGGAGGAGGGGAGGGGUUCCUUUUCUUUCUCCCUCGCGCGCCCAAAUUCCCCCUUCCCCUUUUAACGCCUGCCACGCAGGCAGGCGUAGGAGUAUAGUGCCCUAAAGGGUGUCUAACGUCACAACUAAAAAUAGAUCACAGCGCGCCAUAAGAGUGUCUAACGUAAUAAUCAAAUACAAAACGGAGCGCGCCAUGAAAGCUUCUAGCGUAACAAUCAAACAAUAAGACAUAGAGCGCUAUCAGUGUCUAACAUAACAAACAUACAAUAUAGCGCGCCAUAAAAAUGUCUCUAAAGUAACAACCAAGCAACAGCGAAGCGUGCUGUAAGAGCGUUUAACGUAACAGCUGAACGUAACAAUCAAACGCACAAUGGAGCGCGCUAUAAGACUGUCUAACCUAACAACCAAACACAAAACGGAGUGUGCUAUAGGAGAUUCCAACAUAACAAUCAAACAUAUAACAGAGCGCGUUAUGAAAGUGUCUAACGUAACAAUCAAAAACGCAUAACGGAGUGCGUUAUAUAAGUGUCUAAAGGUAAUAAUCAAACAUGCAACAUAGCGCGCGAUAUGAGUGUCUAACGUAACAACCACGAACGAAUAAACUGCGCCACAAGAGUUUCGAACGUAAUAAUCGAACACAGAGCGAGGCGCUUAAUACAAGAGUAAUUUAUGAAACAAAAAAAUAGAUUUGAGCUGGCAAUAACGGCGUCCAACAAAUCAAACGCAGAUCAGAGGGCGCUAUGUUUGUUGUGUAACGUAAUAAUCAAACACAGAACGGAGCGCGCUCUAAGAGUGUUUAACAUAAUUAUCGAAGAACGAGCAAAGUGUCUUACCGAAAAAUCAAAGAGAGAAGGAUGGGAAGCUUAAUUAUUUUAACACACGUUCUAUAGCGCGUGUCGCCUUUUCUCUUGGGGUGAUUUUAACGCGCGCUCGCGUUUCGCUCGCUCUACUAUCCCUGAGGAAAAAUAUGGACUACUCGUAGUCUACACGUUCUAUUGGCGCUCACGGAAUGGAAGUAAGCCAUUGUUAUUUUUUGAUUUAUUGUUUUUUCCAGGUAUUUAUUCGCAUGGUGGCUAAUAUCGUCAAUAGCUACAGAGCAGGAGAUCCACAAGACAAUGGGUGAGAGCUUAUAACGCUGAGUCAUUAUCAAGAUACACAACUGAGCCACAAGGAGACACCAUAGAUCACAAUAACAGCUAUCAGGGCUGCACUUUGCUUUGAGAAUUUCCACUUUUCAGAAGCCAAACGUUUGUUAUUGUGAAACUCACAAAACUUUGAACACUAGAAAUAUUUAUGGAAUGUUCUUGUGUUGCGAGAAAUCAGUCAGUAUACAAUCAACAUUCCUGAAAUUUUUCAUGUGUUCACGGUUUUCUGAGUUUGACAGUAAAGGGUAACAGACUGACAACGGAAAAUUUGUUUUUGUGUGAAAUCAACUCUUGGGAAAAAUAUUUCUUAAGUUUAAUUGGAGUUAGUUUAAGUCUGUAUUUACCUCUUCAGUCAGGAGAAUACCAAACCUGAAAAUUGUAGAAAAAAUUGAAGAUAUAGUUUUCGCCCCAAGUAAGGUAAAUCGCAUUCCUGAAUCCCGGAAAGCUUUGCUCGUGGAUUCCGGAAUCCCGGGCUUUGGAAUCCGGAAUCUAGCUCAAGGAAUCCGGAAUCCAGCUAAGGAUUCAGUAGAAUCCAGUAUCUAAGUUCGACUGACAAGAAAUCCAAAAUCCAGUACCUGGAAUCCGGAAUCACAUCGUCACAAGGAAAAAUACUGUCAUAAAGGUUAUAUUUUACUUUUCCCUGCUUAAGAUUUCGUUUAGUGAGUUACAAAUGGGAAAAAACAUUAGUGAAUCUGCGACGAGAAGGAAUAACAAGCAAUACAAUUUGUUCUCUAAUCACUCUGCAGUGAAACGAGAACAAAUAAUUUUCACUCUAGAAACCAUGAAACGCAGACAAGAAUCAGGAAUAGGCAUCUCGUUUAUUGAUAGCUAGAACACGGGCAAAAUACAUGAAUAAACAUACUACAAACUACAGCUAACGAAGACGUAAGCUAACAAUAAUGUCAAUAAUGUACAAUCUGGUAAUAACCUUUCUGAAAGAUUAAAUAUAAUAACAAAAAAAGAUAACAAAUACAAGAAAAUUUGCAGAACGGUAGCGAGAGAUGCCGUCAAGUGACCUUGAAUCUGCAAAGAACACCUUAUAUACCUGAUAACAAAUAAUCACGCACAUUGUCAAAAAUAACUCACGCGACAAAUACCAACACAUCCGUAUGCAAAGCACUGAAGCAACGUGCAUUCCUUAACGCGAGAAAAUACAUUAUUUGUACGUUUUUGUAAGGUUGAAGGGUCUGCAUUCCUCAUUAAAUCUUGCACUUCUUCUGGACCCCUCUGAUGAAAGUAGCAGAUUACUUGUGGCAAGAAUACAGCUACAUUUGGGAGUUGACUUGGACGAGGUACUGAAAGCGGAAAUGAUUAUUUCGUAUUUUUGAAUUUAAUACAGUAUCUAGUAGUUCAUGUGAAUAUUGUAUCGCCUAGACAGGCUCAAACAGACUGUAAUAUAUUGAACUUAGUUUGAGUAAAUCCCUUUUCAAGAAGACAUGACCAACAGAAAUCCAGUUUUUCUUCCCGUAUUUUUUGGCCAGUACUAGAAAGAGUAGCUUAGGUUUCUGGUGGAUAUUUUACCCUUACAAGCUCAAAAAAAUUACUUGACUCGCCCUUAGCUUCCGAGUGACUUGACUACUAAAGCAUUAAGUGUCAUGUAUUCAGGUUCAUAUAGGCUGAGUUUUUAGUUAGUCCCUAAUCCUGAUUAUAAACAAAAAGAUAUAUUUUCAUAGGCAAUUGCCAGCUUGGAGAGUUUUCAAAGGGGCGGAAGUACCACAGCCAGGGAUCUGCUUGAACGAGCCAAGCAAAAGAAAGCUGAACAGGAUCAAGCAGAUGAUACUCCACAGCCUGUAUGUGUGUAUUCCAAUACAUUUUUUUUCGAGUCAUUUUCAGUUUGCCUCUCCAGAUUUAUGGUAGUCAGUGCGAUGAGCGCGCAAUAUGGGGGUUACCCUGCCUGUGGAGGGAAGGGGUGUGAAAGAAAUGCAAAUGUCCUUUUCUUGCGUUUCUAUCUACCCCCGUGCGUGGCAGCAGCAAAGGGGGAGGGAUAGAAAAGAAAUUUAAACGACCUGUUCUAAUGUUCUCAUAUUGCCAUCUACACCCACUACGCAGGAUACCUGGGGCUUAUUGAUUUGAUUUUUGGGACGUCUAUCGCUCCUUCUUCGUCUUGGUAUAGCUUGGACGUUUUUACACAAUGCAUACAUGAGCUAACCACGAGUCUUCUAGAAUUUUGUUCGCUGGUUGCUAAUUUCGUAGCUCUGUCACAAUCCCGCUUUAUGAAAGAGCUCUCUUCAACCGAGUACUGAUCGUGUAUCUUGCCCGUGAGCCUAGGUCGGUGUUGUGACAAACUUCACAAUGGGACUGUUUUAGGGUGGUUAUCGCUUCUCAUUUGUUUUGUAUUUUUGUCUAAGUUUUCAUUGAUUUUUCAUUUUCAUUCAUUCAUUUUCAUUUGAUUUUUUCUUGUUUUGCUGGAAAUUUGCAUGUAAGCCGCGCGAGGACUAAGCCUCACGUCGCGGAAGGACUAGUUCCAAGUUAAUUUCAAACAGGCGUUGCUAGCGUCAGGAUGGCGUAGACAUUUUUUAGAGAGACGUUUUUUUCAUGCUAGUCACAUCGAGAAGUUUUGUAAUCCGCCUGAUUUAAGUCUUUUGUGAAGCCUUCUUUCAAGAGUGUCAUUAAAGAUAACGUCGCCAUAACAUCAUUACUGGCUGGUAGUUGCACGUGCGACUGGGUCAAAACUCAUCCCUGCACAGUUCCAUGGUGCAUUUCGAUACAACAUUGACCCAGUCUCACGCGCAACCUUAAUAUGGCCAAUAAUAACAAUAGGUAAUUUAUUACUUUUGCUUAAACGCAUACAGCAAGUUUGCGAUAUCUGUUGUAGGCUACUUGUGCAUCUUUUUGUCUUGUCCUCCUUGCCUUUUUAUUUCAGAAGUUGAGGUCUGAUCCAAGACAUUCCGAAGUUGGUUUUAAAGUUGGAAUGGUUAUGAGGCACAAGUUGUAAGUAUGAAGGCUCGUUUUUGAAGGCGAUCACACAUUUUUAUCAAGUGUAAAGUACCGAGUGACUUCACAAUUACUUAAAUACUGACUAGUUCAACUACGUUAGUAUUGAGUAAUGCUUAAUGUUUUGGAUUUUUAUUUGCCAUUCUACAGUAAAACUACUAUGUGCGACCACCUCGCGUAAGCCAAUCUACCUUAAGCACCUCUCCAAAACACAAACAUUUUGCCAGUCAAAGCCCUUAGUAGUUACAUACAAUGCCUUGUAUGCUGUUUAUUCAGGUACAAUUAUGGCUGUGUCAUAUACGGUUGGGAUCCUGUUUGUAAAAUGGACGAGUUAUGGAUUCGACAAAUGGGUGUAGAUAACUCUCCUGGUGGUCGGAACCAGCCAUUUUACAAUGUGCUUGGGGAUGAUGGCUCCCGAAGAUAUGCAGCACAUAGUAAGUCAUUUGCUUUAUUCGCCACUUUAGGAACGAAAAGGAAACUGAGUAGAGUUAACUUUCGCAAAGACUUCUGGGACUGUUACGAAGGAUUGGUCCACAACUGAUUGGCGCAUCCCCAUGACAAUCCCAGAAAUCUUUGCGAAAGCUAACUCGGAUCAGUUUUCUUCUCUUUUGUAAACAAACGAAAGACUGCCCCCCGUUCUUCAGAUAACAGCCAAAUUGACCUAAGACUAAUCUUCUCAUAGUUCCCAAAGUAUUCACGAGCUUUUAAAACACUGACCGAACUUACGAGUCUUCUUUGUAAUUAAAAUGAGUAGUGAGUGAUGAGCCUUCUCCUCUGUUAGUAACGCCUGCUUACAUAUGUUGCGAGAACGACUUUGUGUAUUAGUUCGAUACAUGUGCUAGUGAAAUAAAUUUUAUCAGUUCAUCUUUCCGUCGCUCCCCGCACAGGAAGAAAUUUUCUCGCUUUGAUCGAAUGUCCUUUUGUCGUACAGAAAUUCCCCUAUGCAUGUUCUUUAGACAGGGGAACAAUGCUCGCACCAGGCUUAAGCGUGGAGAUUAAUAUCCUUUAAAGUUUUUCUUUGUAACUUUUACGAAAAUGUUUUGUUGUAAAGAACAUUUGUUGCGAAGGAGCAUUGCACUCGCGAUUUUGUUAGCAAUUUUUCUCGCGACAGUGCGGCAUUGAAGGUUGAACAGAAAAGACUGUUCCACGUAGCAGCACCUUAAAUGCCAUUCAUUUCUUCGCUUGCAGCGAACUUGAGAGAAGACCCCCAGCAGCCGUUUAAUCCACAUCCAGAACUGGGAAAGUACUUCAAAGGUUUUACAGGGACACGGUACAUACCCAAUGAAAGCCUUCAGCAAGAAUACCCCGAGGAUGUGUUCAAUGAGGAGGAUCCACAAAUAUGUUAA